UCGGACACGACCAAGACACGACACUGCUCGCCAUCUAUCACGACCAGAGUAAGCUGUAACAACGAUGAGCGUUAAGAAAAGUAAACUUGAUCUUUUGGUCCGCGUCCGCUAUUCCAACCCCCUCCCUGCUCCGCCAUGUCCGCCCAAAUUGCUUCAGAUAUCAACGAAUCCAAUGCGAUAUACAAAACCUGAGUUUAUUAAUGCUGUGGCCGACUAUACCCCUCUGCCCAUGAUAGUUGACGCUGAGUGCGGCAUGCCGCUUGAUCUCGCGAAGUUUGCUUGUCUUUGGGAAGAAGGAGUCGAUGACUCAGAGUUAAACCCCGAUCCGAAGCAUCGACCUCAAUUAGACCCUGAAGACCAAUUCUUGCUGGGUGACCCCAAUGCAACAUCAAUGCCAACCAGCUCUUCUAUGCCUUCGACACCACACGCCGCGCAUGUAACAUGGUUGCGGAAAACUGAAUAUCUGAGUCGUGAAGGGGUUUCCAAAGCUUCCUUGUCUCAAGAAGCGAAACUCCCUGAUGCCCCGAUUGAUAUCUCUCGGGCGGCACAAAUACGAGAUAUCGAAGCGUCGUUCAUGUCAUCGAAUGAGGCAUUCGACCUCACUAAGCUUCGCCAUCCGAACAAGCCCAACGUGACCGCUGUCGAUUCGUAUGAGAUACUCCCGGAUGCGGAUAUUUGGGCUAAUGCAUAUGACUUGUUCCGCUUCUCUGAGCGACCUGGAGAGCGACCUGUAGACGUGGAUGACCCUCGUCUAAACUGUGCUAUCCUCAGACCUAUGGAGUCCGAUGGAGACCACUUUUUAGCUUAUUACCUUACUAAAGACGAUGACUCUGCGAUCGAGUUUACUCGGGCCAGGAACGAGCGCUAUGGCACUGUGAUUGAAGAAGAGGAGCCAACUGCAUUCCACUUCGUGCGCGACUAUGAGGUAGUCAAGGUUGAGCAAGAAGUGCCUAAUGAAUUUCUCCUUGUCAUCGACGAGGGAGACACUCAAGUACCUCCUGAUGACGAUGGCGAGUCGAAACUGGGGCGAAGAGCGAAGGGCGCAUACUACAAAAAUAUCGAACGGAAAAUGAUACUGAAGAAGAAGAGACAAAAUAUACACGAGGCGUACCUGGACAAGUGGCAUGUCGUCAAGGUGUCUCACGUCCCCAUGAGUAAGGAGGAGGAAGACGAGCGAGAUGAGACUAUGGCAGAAGUCAUGGACCCUAUGUAUCUCCUGCCGAGAGGGGACGCCGACGCUGAAGGUGAGGUGGACGACACCAUGGUAGAUCCUGCAGGACUUCCCUCGUCGCAUGCAGAAGGAGAGUCGAUAGAUAUCACGGGCAUUCCGUAGCGCUCCCACUCUCGUAGCUCGUCUGCUCUUAUUUCCUCAUGACUACGUACAUAGUGGCACAUGUGUAGCCAAUCCCCCUUGUGACUUCUGACAACUUUGCAGUGAAAGGUGUGUAAUGUAGCGGGCGAUUUUCAUUUCGGCGUCUGUGCGGGUACGGACUGUGCAUCGGGAAGGCUACAG
Gloeophyllum trabeum ATCC 11539 is the source of this 1513-nucleotide messenger RNA. Its product is annotated as RNA polymerase II-associated protein. Gene Ontology annotation, biological process: transcription elongation by RNA polymerase II. Gene Ontology annotation, cellular component: Cdc73/Paf1 complex. The coding region runs from base 65 to 1333 and encodes 422 amino acids. The transcript has 7 exons. NCBI's taxonomy places the organism in Eukaryota, Fungi, Basidiomycota, Agaricomycetes, Gloeophyllales, Gloeophyllaceae. Gene Ontology annotation, molecular function: chromatin binding; RNA polymerase II complex binding. The record is from RefSeq and is a predicted model, not a curated record.